Molecule: messenger RNA, 2226 nt
Organism: Hyla sarda
Lineage: Eukaryota; Metazoa; Chordata; Amphibia; Anura; Hylidae
Product: lamin-L(III)-like
Exons: 13
Coding region: 114-1967 (617 amino acids)
Source: RefSeq, a predicted model, not a curated record
CCGGUACAUGAGCGGCGCUCCGCUGUUCCGGGGGGAGGUAAUAUAGGGGGACACUCGGAGCGGCCGCAGCACUCAUACGUUUGGCCCCGGCUGGAUCGCAGUAAGAAGCAGACAUGGCCUCGUCCACACCCCGCACAACCCGCUCCACCGCAUCCGCAGCAUCUCCGGGGAGCCCGACCCGCCUGAGCCGCCUGCAGGAGAAGGAGGAGCUGCGGCACCUGAAUGACCGGCUGGCCGCCUACAUCGAGCGGGUGCGGUCCCUGGAGGCGGACAAGUCUCUGCUGAGGCUACAGCUGGAGGAGCGGGAGGAGGUGACCGGCCGGGAGGUGCAAAACCUGCGCCUGCUCUACGAGACCGAGCUGGCCGAUGCCCGUAAGCUGCUGGACCACACGGCUAACGAGCGGGCCCGGCUGCAGGUGGAGCUGGGGAAGGUGCGGGAGGAGCACCGGCAGCUGCAGACCAGAAAUAGUAGAAAAGAAUCCGACUUAGCCUCGUCCCAGAACCAGUUGAGAGAUCUAGAAGCAAAACUGAAUGCAAAGGAAGCGGAGCUCGCCACCACAUUAAGUGCCAAGAGGAGCCUUGACGUUCAGAAUCAGGAGCUAAAGGCCCAGGUUGCCAGUCUUGAAUCCUCUUUACAAGACACCACAAAACAGCUUCAUGAUGAAAUGUUAUGGAGAGUUGAUCUGGAAAAUAAGAUGCAAACCCUCAAGGAGCAAUUGGAUUUUGAGAAAAAUGUUCACAGUCAGGAGGUACGGGAAAUGAAAAAACGCCAUGAUACCAGGAUUGUAGAAAUCGAUUCUGGCCGGCGCGUAGAGUUUGAAAGCAAACUAGCUGAAGCCAUGCAGGAGCUUAGAAAAGACCACGAGCAACAAAUCAUGGACUACAAGGAGCAGCUAGAAAAGACAUUCAGUGCUAAGAUGUAUUAUAAAGGAUAUACUGAGGCUAAAGAGCUAUUAGAGCAGCAGCAAAAAGAAGAUUUGGAAGUUAAAAAACAGGUAGUGAGUGAGGUCCAGAGACAGAUAGAGAAGAGAGAGGAUCAAGGCCAGUUGGAGAAUGCACAGCUUGCGGCUGCAAAGAACAGCGAUUAUGCAAGUGCAACAAGAGAAGAGAUUAUGUCUACAAAGCUCAGAAUUGAUACAUUGUCCUCACAGCUGAACCAGUAUCAUAAGCAGAAUUCUGCUCUGGAAAACAAGGUGAGAGAGUUACAGGAGAUGCUGGAUCGCACAAAAGAUAUGCACCGAAGGCAGAUGUCUGAGAAGGACAGAGAGGUGUCCGACAUGAGGUAUAAACUGCAGGCGCAGCUGGAAGAAUAUGAGCAGCUAUUGGAUGUUAAACUGGCGCUAGACAUGGAAAUAAAUGCUUACAGAAAAAUGCUGGAAGGAGAAGAGCAGAGGCUGAAGCUAUCUCCAAGUCCUUCUCAAAAGAGCUCGGUUUCUUGGAUCAGUCAGACACGUGGUAAGAAGAGAAAGUUAGAAGAGAGCGAAAGAGGAGAGCGCAGACAAGGGUUUAAGAUAAUCCAAGAGGCCUCCUCUUCAGGUCCGGUGUCUAUAGAAGAAAUAGACCCUGAAGGAAAGUACUUGAGGCUUGUGAACAAUUCAGACGAGGAUCAGCAGAUAAGUGGCUGGACCAUUAGAAGACAACAUGGAAGCCUGCCUGAUACUGGAUUCAAGCUUCCUGGAAGGUUUAUUCUUAAAGCUGGCCAACAUGUCACUAUAUGGGCAGGAGGUGCUGGAGCUGUUCACAACCCCCCCACAGAUUUCGUAUGGAAAGCUCAAAAAUCUUGGGGAACUGGGGAUGAUAUUAAAGUUACACUGGUGGACUCCACAGGGGAGGAAUGUGCCGAGCGGACUCUCUUUAGAGUAAGAAGAGAUGAAGGGGAAACAGAUGAGGAACUUCUCGAAGAGGAAUUGGCUGAAUUUCGUUCUAAGCCCAAAAGAAAGAAAAAAAAAUGCUGCUUAGUAUCAUGAUGCAGCAGGCAGGAGUCUGCAGUCCCACCAGACAGUGGAUCCCAGCUGUUCAGUCAUGUAACAGCACGGCAGGAUCUGAUGCCCUCCUGUGAAGUCUCCCACUUCCAUUUAGUUUAAUCCACUUGGCAUAUUGCCUGAAGAGUUAUGUUUUUCUAAAGUUUGAAAUAGGGAAGAUUUUUUUUAAGCUGUUGGACCUUUUAUACAGUCAGGUCCAUAAAUAUUGGGACAUCGACACAAUUCUAACAUUUUUUGGCUCUAU